AUGAAGAUCUUCUUUUUCGAAGCAGGCCGGUGUGGCCCGGGACCGCCGUCAUCUGCAGGUCGCUUCGGGGGAGAUGGAAAGAUGAUUUAUCCGUCAGACUUCUGUUCGUUCUCGGGCUGCCGUUUUGGGGGUAGGUCGAUGUGGACUUCUCCACUGCUAUCGGUUUUGCCUGCAACUGUCGGUAUUGGUGGGUCGUGUGACCGAACUUCUGAUGGUAGUCGCAGAAUGACCUGA
Molecule: messenger RNA, 234 nt
Organism: Arabis nemorensis
Lineage: Eukaryota; Viridiplantae; Streptophyta; Magnoliopsida; Brassicales; Brassicaceae
Source: the annotation of a GenBank genome assembly